GGAGUUUCGUGUUGUCUUGUGCUCAGCUCUCCUCUCUCUCUAGCUCGUCUCAAAAAUAUUGCUCUGGUUAAUGAAGAUUAUUCUAAGAAAUAUUGGAGGAGCGGCAUCAUCACAGACGUCACUCUAGAGCUUCUUCCCUUCCAAGUUGCGGGAGAGAGUGUGUAUUUCACGGCAUCAUAUCUCCCAUAUCUUUUUAUCUGUUUUGGCAUUCUCUAUCCCUUCUUUGAUUCUCUUCACCACCAACACUACUACUGCUACUCCACUAUCACCAAUUCACCACGCCUAGAAAGCAAGGAGAAGUGAGUCUCUCCCUCUCAAACACAUACGCACCCCGUGCGUCACCACUUUUAUCAUUCGUCUCUUGAAUUAUUCAUCCAUUGUUUUCCGUGAUUGACCUUGAUUAUAUUUCAUUUAACAUCUGUUGUUUUAAGGUCAUGUGGCCUAGAUUAGUCGCCAACAAGUUUCUCAGGAAGAGGAUUUGCAGCAACAACUUCGUUGCAGAUUUUCCAAGCAACUCCGGAGCGUUGCUGCAGAUUCCGACCCUUGACGAAGAGUCCCUCGUCUCUACGCCCAUUUUCGAUCAGAAGGAGAUACCCAAGUACAAGAUUUUUGUUAGUACAUGGAACGUCGGUGGGGUUGCGCCACCUGAAGGUUUGAAUAUCGAGGAUUGGCUGGACACAUGCAAGACCUCCUGUGACAUCUAUGUUUUAGGGUUUCAAGAAGUGGUGCCUCUUAAUGCAGCGAAUAUUCUAGGAUCUGAGAAUAGUAAGAUUGCCAUGAAAUGGAAUUCUUUGAUCAGAGAAGCUCUGAACAAGAGGGUAAGAAGUCGAGACAAGAAUGAAAUAGAUAAACAAGCUGGAGAAAUGCAAAAUGGAUUUCCUGUAAAAGAUGGAAAAUUGGUAAUUGAAAGCAGAGGUCCUCAAGACUACAGGUGCAUCAUAAGCAAGCAAAUGGUGGGGAUACUGAUCUCAGUUUGGGUUCGAAGUAGUCUUCUUCCAUACAUACAGCACCCAAGUGUCUCCUGUGUAGGCUGCGGCAUCAUGGGCUGCCUAGGGAACAAGGGUUCAGUGUCUAUUAGAUUUCUGUUACAUGGAACAAGCUUCUGCUUUGUUUGCUGUCAUCUAGCUUCAGGGGGAAGAGUGGGGCAUGAGAGGCAUAGGAAUUCAAAUGCCGCGGAUAUACUAUCUCGAACAAGCUUUCCUAGAGGCCCUUCACUUGAUGUGCCGCAAAAGAUUCUAGACCAUGAUCGAGUGAUUCUGCUUGGAGACUUGAAUUAUAGGGUCUCCCUUCCGGAGGAAACCACGAGGUUACUUGUGGAUAAAAGAGAGUGGAGUACCCUGCUUGAGAAUGAUCAGCUAAUGAUGGAGGUGAUGGAUGGGCAAGUGCUUGGAGGUUGGCAGGAAGGACACAUCGAAUUUGCUCCUACUUACAAAUAUUAUCCGAAUUCCGACGUAUACUAUGGAGGUAGUCAAGGCCAAAAAGGCGAGAAGAGACGCGCUCCUGCCUGGUGCGAUAGAAUAAUUUGGUACGGGAAGGGGCUAAAGCAACAACUUUACACGAGAGGAGAGGUGAAGAUAUCGGAUCACCGACCAGUGAAGGCAAUUUUUACAGCCGAAGUUGGGGUAUUACUAACACUGAAAGAAUUCCAGACCUUCUUCCUGACGUCAGACAGGUUUGAACAAAUUGCUAGCCGGUUUGAUCCGAUCUCCACUGAUGAGUUUCUAUGCAGUGGCAGAUCAAGCUUCCAUAUUUGAGACUAAAUUUAUUUAAGAAUUAAAAAGAAAAAAAGAAAAAAAAAGAAAGUCAGCACGAGAAGCUUCUGUUUGUAUUGCUUGAAGUUGCUGAUGAGUGUACAGUGAUGUUGAUUUUCAUUUUCUCGUUGUUUUCCGCCAUAAAGGCUGUCUAUGUCACGCUUUCUUAUUCAAUGGAUCAUAUCAUUAUAGA
Vitis vinifera (wine grape) is the source of this 1944-nucleotide messenger RNA. RefSeq names its product type IV inositol polyphosphate 5-phosphatase 9. The record is from RefSeq and is a predicted model, not a curated record. Gene Ontology annotation, biological process: phosphatidylinositol dephosphorylation. The transcript has 7 exons. NCBI's taxonomy places the organism in Eukaryota, Viridiplantae, Streptophyta, Magnoliopsida, Vitales, Vitaceae. Gene Ontology annotation, molecular function: phosphatidylinositol-4,5-bisphosphate 5-phosphatase activity; phosphatidylinositol-3,4,5-trisphosphate 5-phosphatase activity; inositol-polyphosphate 5-phosphatase activity. The coding region runs from base 435 to 1754 and encodes 439 amino acids.